This is a messenger RNA of Penicillium vulpinum, 1620 nucleotides long. RefSeq names its product cytochrome P450. Bases 1 to 1620 code for a protein of 539 amino acids. Gene Ontology annotation, molecular function: heme binding; oxidoreductase activity, acting on paired donors, with incorporation or reduction of molecular oxygen; monooxygenase activity. The transcript is spliced from 6 exons. The record is from RefSeq and is a predicted model, not a curated record. NCBI's taxonomy places the organism in Eukaryota, Fungi, Ascomycota, Eurotiomycetes, Eurotiales, Aspergillaceae.
AUGGCAGUCAUCACCGAAUUGCUCAACAGCCCCUAUGUCAUACAAAGUGUGUGCAUCGCCCUAGUGGUAGUGUUCAUAACAAGUAUUUGGGCAGAUAUAGCAAACGAGAUUCCUCAUAGACGCAUUCCUUUGGUUGGAAAGUCCUGGUGGGACCUGACCAACAAAAAGGCCCGGUUACGCUUCACUCAGUCAGCUCGUCAACUAAUUGCCGAAGGCUUUGCAAAGCGUUCGCAGGGAAUCAAUGUCUUUCAGAUCAUCGGAGCCACAAGCCCGAUGAUUGUAUUGCACCCGAAGUUUGUUGACGAAAUCAAAAAUAACCCAGAUCUGAGUUUUAAGGACUCCAUCAAAAAUACCUUUUUCAAUGAUCGUAUUCCUGGGUUUGAGCCAUUUCAUAAUGGCACUGCUUUAGGUGUUACCAUCGAGGUCGUGCGGACCAGUUUGACUCAGGCGCUCGGGUCCAUUUCACUUCGGCUCUCGAAGGAGUCAGGUGCCACAUUGAAGGAAUCAUUACCCCCUACUGAUGCAACCCGUUCGCAUUGGAUUAUCCCACUGAUGCUUCCUCUGUGGGCAGAAUGGAAGUCCUAUCACCUCGCCCAGAAGAUCCCGUUCAUGGUAGCCCGCGUCUCCUCUCUGAUAUUUGUUGGAGAGACCAUAUCCCACGACGACGAGUGGAUCGAUGUUUCCGUGAACUAUGUCAUAGAUGCAUUUACGGCUAUGCGGAGUCUACGAGAAUGGCCAGCCAUUCUACAUCCGGUUGUACACUGGUUCUUACCCUCGACCCGAAAGCUACGCAUGCACUUGAAAAUGGCUCGUACCAUUAUCAGCCGCGAGAUAGACAGGCGGGCGUUGAUCCGCGCGGGUAAGCUUCCUGAGGAUGACCCACCUCGCGGACCUGAUGCCCUGGACUGGUAUCGUGAGACCGCCGAGGCUCGGAAUAACUUGACCUUUGACCAGUCUUGUGCUCAGGUUGGAUUGGCGCUCGCAGCUAUACAUACCACAUCAAACUUGUUAACCAACGUCAUGUAUGACCUCGCGGCGUACCCGGAGUACAUCCAGCUGCUGCGUGAUGAGAUUCGUGCGGUUGCCAUUGAAGACGGAAUUCUGAAGAAGACUAGCCUGCUCAAGUUGAAGUUAAUGGACAGUGUGAUGAAGGAAUCACAGCGUACUCACCCACUCGCAUUGACCUCCAUGAAUCGUCUCGCCCUUGCGAAGGUUGUGCUCUCGGAUGGAACUGUGAUUCCUAAAGGCGCCAGCUCAUCCGUUUCUGCGAAAAUACUGGAAGAUGAUAGUGUCUACCCUAAUGCUGCCACUUAUGAUGGUCACCGGUUUUACAACAAACGCCAACAGCCCGGCAACGAGCACAAGCAUCAAUUUGUCACGACAACAGCCGAUCAGUACGUCUUCGGCCAUGGUAUCCAUGCCUGCCCUGGCCGGUUCUUCGCCGCCAACGAAACCAAAAUUUUGCUCCUUCAUUUGCUUCUGAAGUACGAUUGGAAACUGCAGAGCGGCGGUCGACCUCCGAAUAUCGAAAACGGUCUCGAAUCUAUCACCGAUCCAAGGGUUCAGAUUCUAUUCCGGUCGCGCGAGUCAGAGGUUGAGCUAGGUUUCUUAGGAGAGUAG